AUGUCCGAGCAGCCUCCCACCAAAGACUCCUCCAUCGAAGUGACCACCACCAGCCCCCGUAACCACCCUCGACAACCCCCUAUCUCCGUGAUCGACAGGCGCGAGAGCUUAGUUCCUACUCGCAGCUCCGUGGAAGUGGUGUUUACCAUCACUGAAUAUGGUCCCGGGUACCUCAGUGCGGAAAAGAAGAAAGAAGCGGAGAAGGAAGCUGAGAAGGUGGACGAAGGUGUUGUGAUUGGCAAAGACGAGAACGGCCAAGUCAGCAAGGGCGAGAGCAACAAGAUCACCAAGGCCGAGAGCAAAGAGCACUAA
Aureobasidium namibiae CBS 147.97 is the source of this 312-nucleotide messenger RNA. RefSeq lists its product as uncharacterized. The record is from RefSeq and is a predicted model, not a curated record. The transcript has 3 exons. The coding region runs from base 1 to 312 and encodes 103 amino acids. NCBI's taxonomy places the organism in Eukaryota, Fungi, Ascomycota, Dothideomycetes, Dothideales, Saccotheciaceae.